AGGCCCCGGCCCGGCUUUGCAACCCCAGCAGGGAGCAACUCUCCCGAGCCUGCCGUCCAGUUCACCAUGGAAGAGUACGGGCAGGUCCUCAAGUCAUUCAUCCACAACAUUGGCUUCGCCAGGGACGAGGGCCAGCUUCGGACGCUUGGCGAUGUCAUCGAGGCGACUACCGAGCGGCACCCGGGUAGCGUCCUCCAUGUUUUAGACCUGCUGAAGGGGCAUUCUCCGUCGAACUACGCUGGGAGGGCGGCGGAGUGGGCCGCAAAGGCGGUGGACUUUGUGGCAUCCCCAAGGCUGUUAGACUCCCUUUCUGGGACUCGAUCCUUUCCCUCCGUGAGCGAGUUGGUGAGGGACCGCGAGGCGCUCGACCUGAUCAGCCACCUGUUGGCAUCCCGUGGCCAGGAAUCUCUGGAGGCUCUGCGGCGCAGCAACCCGCCGCUCGCUGACAAGGCGGAGGACUUCGGCAAGUCGGGGUAUCUCCUCCUGGAGAAGGACAGCGUGUCCUUCACGAGCGGGUUGCACCUGGAAUUCUUCCGCUACAAUCUGGCCAGGAGGGUGUGGGGCACCCCCAAGGACAUGCCGCGGUCACUCGAGGCGUUUCUGGAGGAGGCCCUGUCCAAGAUGCAGGCGCCUACGCUACAAAACAGCCUGAACCUGAGCACGAGGGGCGGUGUAGUGGGGGGUGUGCUCGAGUCGCAUUUCCAAUUUGAGCUGUACUCGGCGGUCACGAGUCUGUUACCAGAGGGGGUCUACUUCUCCCCGACAGUCGGCAAGAUCUAUGGGCUGGAGGCUUACGUGGAUUUCGUGUUGCACGGGACGGGGAUAAAAUGGGCAUUCGAGCUGCUGAUUGACGGGAGGGACCUGACAGAGCAUCUAAAAAGAUUUCUGCCAAACGGGCGAUAUCAUCCCAUGAUCCAGGGCAAUCAGAUCGACGCAUGGGUUGUGGUGGACUUGCGCAACCACAGGACCGGGAAGCCAAGACGGGCGAGGGGUCCAGGGGUCUGCCAUGUUCUCUUCGACUCCAAGUACGAGAGGGCAAUUGUUGAUUAUGGUAACAACAAAGAGCACGCAGUACUUCUGAUGGGUCGAAGGUGACGCCUUGUGAUUCGACUUGUUCGCAAAGGUUUUAACUAGCGGCAAAUACCCAUCACCCAGGACUGCUUGAGAGCAAGCUUCCCUUGUUACACUGCUAAGGUGGGUCCAGCCGGGCACACAAAUGGCGCCCGCGAGAAGCCCCAAAUGCGGCAAGAUAGGGUACGCAUCGGCUUUGCCAUUUCACCGCUGAAGCUUGCCAAACAGUCAAAGUCCUAUUGCACAUAACCUUCGGCAUCCGGCCAAGCCGGCAAAAAGUGGUUCUCCCAUGUUGACCAUGCAAAGAACUCCUGCCCGCUGCGUAUUGUGGUCACUUGAGAUACUGAAAUGCACCUCGCAGCUCUAAGCCCUCCUGUUUAGCGUGGUUGGUGCAGAUUGCUUGGCAUUUUGUACUCAAGAGCAUACAAGUAUCCGUAUGGCCUCCACUCUUUCCUAUGUAGAGUAGCUAGUUCGCAUUGUCUGCUAACAAUUUCGUG
Molecule: messenger RNA, 1568 nt
Organism: Klebsormidium nitens
Lineage: Eukaryota; Viridiplantae; Streptophyta; Klebsormidiophyceae; Klebsormidiales; Klebsormidiaceae
Source: the annotation of a GenBank genome assembly